Messenger RNA from Colletotrichum costaricense, 1491 nucleotides. RefSeq lists its product as uncharacterized. Bases 1 to 1491 code for a protein of 496 amino acids. Lineage: Eukaryota; Fungi; Ascomycota; Sordariomycetes; Glomerellales; Glomerellaceae. The transcript is spliced from 2 exons. The record is from RefSeq and is a predicted model, not a curated record.
AUGCGCUUUGAGAGAGCCGUGAAGGCCGCAAUUGCCGUGCUUGUUCUUGGAGCUGAGACUUAUACGAACGCAGUUCCAAGCAGAAACGUCUUAAAAGCCAUCGAGCUUCUGAUCAAGGUCCCUUGGUUUACAAGGACAUGGACGCUGCAAGAACUAUGCUUAUCUGAGCAUGUGGUUGUCACGCUAGGAAAAUCUUCCCUUUCUUGGGAAUCUCUGAAUGCGUGUCUAAAGCACUGGAUUACUCUCGCGGGUCGCAAGUUUGGCCACCGAACAAACGAGUUUGAUUUAGUCAAUCUCGCAGACAGCUUCGGGAUGAAAAUGAAUUAUCGCUCAGUCUUACUCGGAGAGAAGCAGGAAAACUCGAAUAUCCCAAAGCUGACCUCUGCAUAUCUCGCAACCCGGUUGAUAAAGACGAUCAGAAGGAGAAAUGCAAUGGACAAACGCGACCAGAGCUUUUCACUCUAUAACCUUCUCGGAAGGCUCGGUAUCAGCGUGCCGAAUCCGGAUUACACGAAACCCGUCACUAGAGUAUAUGAGGACCUCGCAUUGGCUCUCUGCCUUCAUUCGGGUUCAUUUUGGGUUUUGCAUAUGGGGUCUAGCGAAGACAAAGUAGACGGACUGCCAUCAUGGGUUCCAGACUUCAGCCAAUUCAGCCCUGGAGGUUUUAAAGAUCAGUGGGACCUGCUUUCGAAUCCUCCACCGAUCAUCGCUGAAGAGGUUUCGGCAAUUGGCCUCUUACAAAGCGGACGCAACACCGGACAAUUAUUAAUCAGGGCUCGACGCCUGCCGCCUGUGACAAUGAUUAGCGGAUCCCAUGUACCAAACGCACGAUACCUUUCAACGACGGUGAAUUAUGGCGAAGAUAUCAAAGAUCUAGUUUUACCCGCAGUAGCUCAAUGGUUUCUCUUUGCUGAGAGCCUAGAAUUCUUUCCGUCUCGAAGACGUGGUGCCGAAGCCUUACUUGCUCUCAUCGCGAGUCUAGCAACCGAAAAGACAAGCGACGAUGAAUUCAAACCCAAGGCGGAUAUCACACAGACUUGGUGGGCAAACUUCUACAAGGGGCUCAUGAUGGGUUUCACUGCCGAAGGACAACGGUCGACAAAAAAACUAGUCAAAUCCGCUUCUCGGCGUGGACGAUGCGUGAGCGCGCAUGGAGGCUGCGAGAGACCCAAUGCACAGUCCAUUGGCUGGUCAAUGAUGAACGAGAAUAUGACAGACAUUGACACCACGUCUAGAGUCCUGCUGGCUUGUCAGGGCCUGAGCCUUUGCCUGGUUGGCCAGGGCAUGCUGGCAGUGUGCGACGGCCCAGUCCAAACCGGUGACGUGCCGGUGUUCGGGGCCGGGUUAAUGGAAGAGCUGAUUCUCCGACCACGAGGCGAGGAGUUCGAAGUGGUCGGAACUGCUCGUAUCCUGAACUUCGAGGAUGACGAAAUCCCAAAGCCGUUUUCUGGGUUGGACGAUGACAGGUUGGAGACUUUGACUUUAGUCUAG